Molecule: messenger RNA, 1215 nt
Organism: Fusarium sp. VM40
Lineage: Eukaryota; Fungi; Ascomycota; Sordariomycetes; Hypocreales; Nectriaceae
Source: the annotation of a GenBank genome assembly
AUGCUUCUUCCACAUGGUGGACUCAACUGGAAGGCCGCAAAGGCCCAGAUGUCUCAGGGCAGAGUGUUACGUAGCAGUUUGACACGAUCACGUUUGCUUUUCCUAAUAGGCGUAACUGGCAUUGUCAUGCUGUUGUACCAUAGCUUUCGGGCAACACCUUCUGGGCCGCAAAACGUUCGCUGCUGGGGUCCGAAUAAGUCACCAAUGGAAAUGACACCGAACGAACACGCCUUAUGGAAUGCACACAUGCAGACGCCGGUCCUCUUCAACCACCAUAAGCCUCUCAAAGUCGAAUCUCCCUCGAUCGAACACAUUGACCUGAACCCGAUCACCUCAACCCCACAAGCAAUCACCCGAAAAGAACGAGUACUGAUUCUCACACCUCUGAAGGAUGCGGCGCCCUUCCUUAAGCACUACUUCAAACUCGUUGCUGAGCUCACCUAUCCGCAUCACCUGAUCGACCUAGCCUUUCUGAUAUCCGACUCAAGAGACGACACCCUUGCUAUACUCGCUUCCGAACUGGACCACCUACAAAAAAGGAAGGAUCAGGUACCAUUCAACAGUAUCACAAUCAUCGAGAAGAAUUUCAAUUUCCACCUAAGCCAGAAUGCUGAGCAAAGACACGGCUUUGACGUUCAGGCGCCGCGCCGCAAAGCUAUGGCAAAGGCAAGAAACUACCUCUUGACCACCGCUUUGAAACCAGAGCACUCAUGGGUGUAUUGGCGUGAUGUCGACAUCGAGGAAGCACCCAGACGAAUUAUUGAAGAUUUCAUUGCCCAUGAUCGAGAUAUUCUAGUACCCAACAUUUGGUUCCAUAGAUUCGAGAAGGGUGUCGAUAUUGAGGGCCGAUUUGACUAUAACUCGUGGAUUGAGUCUGACAAGGGCCGAAAACUUGCCAAUAGCUUGCCGAAAGACACAGUGAUUGUUGAGGGUUACAAGGAGUUCGAUACAGGACGCGAGUACAUGUGCAGACUGGGAGACUGGCGUGAAAACAAAGACGUAGAGCUCCAACUUGAUGGAAUUGGCGGUGUUAACAUUCUCGUCAAGGCAGACGUUCAUCGAUCAGGCAUUAAUUUCCCUGCCUAUGCUUUCGAAAACCAGGCCGAGACCGAAGGCUUUGCCAAGAUGGCUAAGCGGGCUGGUUAUCAAGUCAUUGGCCUGCCCAACUACGUCGUCUGGCAUUUCGAUACACAAGAAAAGGGAAGUAAUCUAUAA